Molecule: messenger RNA, 655 nt
Organism: Paramuricea clavata
Lineage: Eukaryota; Metazoa; Cnidaria; Anthozoa; Malacalcyonacea; Plexauridae
Source: the annotation of a GenBank genome assembly
UCGUUAUGUUUUGUCGAAACUAUCCUGGCAUUUUACUGUUGCUACGAUAUCUAAAACUUGUGUAGUCGAAAAUAUCGAUUCUUCGGUGAACAAGUACAUCCGAAAGUGGCUGGAAGUACCUAUAUCUGGAACACUAAGUAACGUUUUCCUAACCCGUAAUAAGUUUGGUCUAAAUAUCCUCCCUGCAUCAGUCAAAUUCAUUCAGUGUCAAACAGUUCUACGCAAUGCCCUAAAAACAUCUCCAAACGAUUCAAUAAACGAACUGUGGAAGUCAACUAAUAAUCAUACUAACAUUCAAUACGAUAGCUACAACUCAACUAAAGAAUUUUUAAAAACUUCGCAUUCUCAACAAGAAAAUAAACUUAGGAACCGUUUGAAAUGUCAAGGUUCCUUUUUCGAAAAUGUUUCUAAAUUCUCCCUAUCACAACUUAACGCAAUCUGGUCGGUAUCGCAAUCAAAGCUACCAAAGAACAUUUUCAACUUUACAAUUCGCUAUAUAAAUAAUACCCUUCCUACCCGAAAGAACUCAGUAGAUGGGGAAUUUCAUCAAGUUCUGACUGCUCGUUCUGCUUACACCCUGAAUCACUUCUACACGUUGUUGCCGGUUGUCAACAUUACUUGGAACGAUUUACUUGGAGACACGAUUCCAUACUAA